GAGAAACUUUGGAGGUAUAAAAAUGGUAGUUUGAAGAAGAAAAAAGAGUAAUUUCGUAUUUCUUUUUCAUUCAUCGUUUCACAAGGCGGAGGCGAAGAAGCUGAAAGUGCUUCUUUCUCUCUCUCUAAAUUAUUUGUCGUGAGCAUCUGGUGCAUUUUUGUAGCUGUUGAAGGAGAAGGCGUCGAAGCUCGAUUUUGUUAGGAGAAUUGUGGAAUUGUUUGUGUACUCUGAUUGGAUUUCUGAUACGAGUUUUUUGACUCCAGAGGUUCUGAUAAAUUGUAGUGCUGGAGAUAUAGGAUUAGUUUCCUGGUUCAGAAGAUCCGAAUUGGAAGCUGUGAUUUGUUGUUAUUUUACCGUCAAUCGAUACAUGCGAGCGUUCGGAGACUCUGCUGGGGGAAUUACUGUGAAUUGGAUGCAUUUUCUCAGCAGAUAUGGUUUUCUGUUCACCGCUUUUGAGACGAUGAUAUGAAUGCUUGGCUUCGAAAUCCAGAUACCGUAAGAUUCGAAUGAUUCUGUCAGCUGAUUUAUCUUAUCUUUGGAAGCAGAAGCAAAAUCUGGAUUAUCUGCGGAAGAACAGAGUGCAGUGAACAGAAUUGAAGUUCGCCGAGGUGCACGAAGCAUCGAGAUGGAGAGGAAGAAUUCUCAUCCAACCAAUAGAGACGGGUUGCUGUACAGAUCAGUGUCCAGGUCAGCCGCUACGACGUCGUCGGACUUCGUGCUGCAGUGGGGGAACCGAAAAAGAUUACGCUGUAUGAAGGUCCACGUUAAGGGCGCGACUACUAAGGACCCGGCCGGUUCGGAUCCAUCUCAGCGGGCAGCGGUUCGCGUGGACCGGCGGGUCGUUAGGUCGGAUCUUCUCAAUAAUAACAACACUACCAAGAAUCCGAUCCCAAAUCCUCCCAACAUCACCAAUGGCUAUCUGAACCUCCGCCACCGCCCCGCCUCGCCGUCUCGUCGAAUUCUCAGAAAUUCAGAGAGAGAAAUUGGUAUGAGAGGGAAUAGCAAUGGAGUGAGGGGCUUGGCCUCUCCGGAUAGAGGUGAAAGAAAAGGCACAUCUAUUAGCAAUAAUGCUAAUAGCCAACACCAAAAUAAUAAGACCAAUAAUAGCAACCACAAUCAUGACACCAACCACCACCACGGCGGUGGCUCUGGGUCAUCGGAGAACGCCCAAGAUAUCAAAAAGGGCGACGGCGACGCCGCAGCGGCAGCCGCCGCGGUGUGGCCCAAGUUUGUGAUUGCCUUGACGAACAAGGAGAAGGAGGAGGAUUUCAUGGCGAUUAAAGGGUCUAAGCUCCCUCAACGGCCCAAGAAGCGAGCUAAGUUGAUUCAGCGCACACUCAAUCUUGUGAGUCCGGGCUCAUGGCUAUGCGACUUGACCCUCGAACGCUACGAAGUCCGUGAAAAGAAGGUUUCCAAGAAGUUUAUUUUUAUUUCUCAGAGACCAAGAGGAUUAAGAGCUAUGGGAAAUGUGAUCGAUUCAGACUCCGAGUAGAAGGAAUGUUAGGAAACAGCUAAAGCCUCAAGGGCGUUAGCAGUGUAUGUAAAUUAAAUUAAAUUGAAGAAAAAAAAAAGGUGGUAAAAAAAUUAAUGGAAGAUGAAAAAUGAGAUGGUGAAAUUAUAUUUCACAAAAACAAAAAAGUUGUAGUGAUGGAAAAUUAAGCACAUAAUUUGAAUGCUAUGUUAGCUUUGUUAAAAGCAUCUUAUUCAUGGGUGUGUUUUGGGUAUUUAUUUCCGAACUAUCUCAAAAGAGAAAUAGUUAAUCUAAUCAUUCCUUUAGGAAAACACGAUCCGGCAUUUAGAACUAGCAUAAAACGAAGAUAAACAACCAAAUAAAUCUAAUUAUAUAAAAAAAAAUGAUGUUCCCUCCUUUACUACCUAAAAAAAAAGUCGAUUCUAGACUGUGGUGACUCACAAAUUAAUUAAAUAGGAAAUUUUUUUAUUUAUUUAACUUAUUUUUGAAAAUGAAAAAUAGUUAUAUUAUUGUCUUGUUCAUAUUAUAAUUAUUUUUUGUAAUUUUUUUUUAAAUGCAAUUUUUUUAUUAAAAUAGAUAUAAUAUAGACAAUGCAUUAAAAUAAUUUAAUUUUAUUUAUAUUUUAAAAAAAUAAAUUAAAUAAAUUAAUUUUUUUUAGUGAACUAGUUUGUAAUUGCCAUAGUAUGGAUGUACAUGAUGCGUGUUUUUAAAAAAAGUUGGUAGACUAUGUGUUGAAUGGAAAUAAGUUAUUAGUAUAGUUAAAUUGAUUGCGUGAUUAUAUAGAAAUAAGUAGUUUUAGUUAAAAAGGGAAAUUAUGACGAAUGGAAAUAAGUUAUUAUAGUUAAAUUGAUUGAGAGAUUAUAUAAAAAUAAGUAGUUAUAGUUAAAAAGAGAAAUUAUGAUCAAAAUGAAAGUGAUAAUUUUUGAUAGGAUCGAUGAAAGGGACGAAAGUAAUAGAUUUAUUGAAAGAAGAAAGUUGUAAGUAAGCUUUUAUCCUAAUUCAAUCAAUUCGUGAACGAUACAUUCCACCAAAUAUCAAAGCAGCAAUUAAUGCGGCUGAUGAUAUUAUACACAAAUUCAAAUGUCUGCUUUUGAUUUUUUCUAAAUUUUUCAUUCUAUGAGUAUAUCCAUUUCUUUUUAGGACAGAAAGUGAAACAAUUAUUAAGAUGUUAAGAUUAAAAGUUUAGCAUUAUUAGGAAAAAAGGAACAAAAUAUUAAUAAAUUAUUAAAACAAAAGAGUUAUUAAAAGGUCGAAUUUUUAAGAAUAAAUAGGAUGAAAUUAAAGAACAUGAAGAAAAUUUGAACUAUUUCUGUAGAAGAAACUAAAAGGGUGUUUCAGUUAAGAAUUUUUAGCUCAGCAAAAGUAGGAACACUUCAAAAGUAGAUUAAAAAAGAAAAAAAGCACUACCCACUCCCAAACUCUCUCUCUUCUUUUCUCUCUCUCUAUUUUUUUUCUCCCUCUAGAUGAAAGCAUUUUUACAUUAGUACUAAUUUUUCUCAAAUUUAUUGGGUGCUCCUGAUGAAUAUGUAUAACAAACAUGCAAGAAAUUUGGCUUCGAUUAAAACUUAGAUUUCACCUUCUUAGCUCAAAUUAGAUUAACAUUGAAGAUCACAAGAAAUAAUUGAGAUAUCGACAUAUCAAAUUCGACGAAUCCGUUGUGGCAGUUGGCAAAUCACGAUCAAGACAAAAAGCGACUCCGAAUUCACAACUCAUAUGGUUUCAUAAUUUUAUUCAAACCUUAAAAUUAAAGUAAAUAAUUUCCAUGCAAAACAAAAAGUGGCGUAUAUUAUCAUCGCAGCUUGUAAUUCUGAUAUACAAAAAGCUGUUUCAGAUACGAAAUAUAUUUACUAAGCUGAAUUUUCAAUUAAAAUUAAAUUGGACGAAACCGUAAAUCGAAAUCGAAAUUCACACUCAAAACAGUAAUAAAAAAAAAUUAAAUACCUUAAUAUAAAUGCCAAAUACGUACAAAGGAGUAAAUAAAUAAUGUAUAUCGAACACAAAUCGCCUAAAAAUCAAACUCCAUCACAAAUCGAAGCAGAUCUGCACAAACACUCAUAAAAUUCCCUAAGUAAACCACAGUCGCUCUAUAAACACCACUCACUAAUACGCAUGCAGUAAAGAACUUCAGAUCCGGAGCGCAGAUCCGAACACCAGCGACGCCACGGCGAGAGCGCAGCCGACCGCGAACGACGGCGCCGCCACUCCGGCGGAGGAUGCAGGAGCAGGCGCCGGGGCCUCCUGCGCCACAGCGUUUCCUACGAGAGCCAAAAUCGCCGCCGCGACCAUGAGAGAUCUAGCCUUGAACACCGCCAUUGCUCAGCAGGAGCGGAAUUGAACGAGUUGAGUUGUGAGGCGGUGAGUGCUAGAGCGAGAGAGAAAUGCAGAUAUGAGAGAGAGAAAUUUAACGGCGGAGCU
This is a messenger RNA of Salvia miltiorrhiza (redroot sage), 3886 nucleotides long. RefSeq lists its product as uncharacterized. NCBI's taxonomy places the organism in Eukaryota, Viridiplantae, Streptophyta, Magnoliopsida, Lamiales, Lamiaceae. The record is from RefSeq and is a predicted model, not a curated record. The coding region runs from base 626 to 1492 and encodes 288 amino acids. The transcript has 8 exons.